Messenger RNA from Mustela lutreola (European mink), 4884 nucleotides. It is a transcript of the gene RSAD2, whose product is annotated as radical S-adenosyl methionine domain containing 2. Gene Ontology annotation, cellular component: endoplasmic reticulum membrane; endoplasmic reticulum; lipid droplet. Gene Ontology annotation, molecular function: 4 iron, 4 sulfur cluster binding; catalytic activity. The transcript is spliced from 6 exons. The record is from RefSeq and is a predicted model, not a curated record. Lineage: Eukaryota; Metazoa; Chordata; Mammalia; Carnivora; Mustelidae. The coding region runs from base 538 to 1632 and encodes 364 amino acids. Gene Ontology annotation, biological process: positive regulation of immune response; defense response to virus.
AGGAUACAUGUUAUGUGCCUGUGCUUUUUCUGACUGUGAUCCAAAAGGGGGCCCGAGGCGUGUGGGGUCUGUCCUCAGCCUGCACAGGUCAGUCAUACUUCGCAUUCUUUGACUUUCAUAGCCAACAGUCAGUGCCGGGCGGGGGUUGCUCGGGCAGGACGCCGGGGCGGAGCCCCCACGUAUGGUAUCAUGCAUGAGCAAUGCAUCCGAAGUGGGGACGGUAUCUCUCCAGGCUGCCGCUGUCUGCGGGACCGAGAUACAGAUGGACCGAAGGCCUUGGUCUGUAUCCAAUUAGAAGCCACCGGUGACCCAGAAGAUAGGUGAAAGGUGAGGCCGAGAGAGGCAGCUGCCGGCCUUGAUCCUGAGCCGCAGGUCUUGGCGCUGUUCCAGCUUUCAAUUUCAUGAGCAGGAAAAUCGAAACUUGAGCUCAGCUGAGACUCAGUCAGAGGUGUGUCCCUCUCGCCCGUGUGAUAGGCUGGCCCAGUGCAUAUAAACAGAAUCCCCGGGUGCCGUGCAGCCCCGGGGCACACGGCCACCAUGUGGAUGCUGGCGCCCUUUGCUCUUGCUGGAAAGCUGCUGAGUGCCCUCCGGAAGCCACUAGGCUCUCUGUGGGGCAGCGUGGUCCCCUGGUUCUUCUGGCUCAAGUCAGCACUCUGGCUGGCAGGGGGCAAGAACACCCGCUUGCCACCUCCGAGGGGCCAGGGAGAACGGCAGGAGAGCCGAGGGGAGGAGGAGGAGGGCCCGGACCUGCCCACCACCCCGACCAGCGUCAACUACCACUUCACCCGCCAGUGCAACUAUAAGUGUGGCUUCUGCUUCCACACGGCCAAGACGUCCUUCGUGCUGCCCCUGGCGGAGGCCAAGCGAGGGCUUCGGAUGCUGCAGGCAGCCGGGAUGGAGAAGAUAAACUUUUCGGGCGGAGAGCCGUUUAUUCACGACCGCGGCGAGUACCUGGGCAAGCUGGUGAGGUUCUGCAAAGAGGAACUGCGGCUGCCCAGCGUGAGCAUCGUGAGCAACGGGAGCCUGAUCCACGAGCGCUGGUUCCAGAACUACGGUGAGUAUCUGGACAUCCUCGCCAUCUCCUGUGACAGCUUCGAUGAACAAGUCAAUGUCCUCAUCGGCCGUGGUCAAGGAAAGAAGAACCAUGUGGAAAAUCUUCAGAAACUGAGGGCGUGGUGUCGCGAUUACAGAGUGGCCUUCAAGAUAAAUUCUGUCAUUAAUCGAUUCAACGUAGAUGAGGAUAUGAGGGAGCCCGUUAAAGCCUUGAAUCCUGUCCGCUGGAAAGUGUUCCAGUGCCUCCUGAUUGAGGGCGAGAAUUCCGGAGAGGAAGCUCUGAGGGAAGCGCAACAAUUCGUUAUCAGCGACGAAGAAUUUGAAGGAUUCUUAGACCGCCACAACGAGGUGUCCUGCCUGGUGCCCGAGUCCAACCAGAAGAUGAAGGAUUCCUACCUUAUUCUGGAUGAGUAUAUGCGCUUCCUAAAUUGUAGGAAUGGACGGAAGGACCCUUCCAAGUCAAUCCUGGAUGUUGGUGUAGAGGAAGCUAUCAAAUUCAGUGGAUUUGAUGAAAAGAUGUUUCUGAAGCGAGGAGGGAAGUAUGUGUGGAGCAAGGCAGAUCUGAAGCUGGACUGGUAGAGCUGGACAAGGAGCCAACAUCCCCCCACCGGUGGGGACUCUCAGACUCCAGGUGUGGCAACUUCCAGGAGCGGCACUUCCUGUCGGCGUUUUGCUAUGGCCCCAGAGCUGAUUUUCUGUUGCGCAGGCUCUCCGAUUAUCUGUGGUACCUGAACACACGAAUCACUUGGGCCAUCAAAACCCACAUAUAAUGCCAAGCCAUUAACUUUAGUUAAUUUGCUUAUUUGAAAUUUUGGUUUUUGAGCAGUGUUUUCUGGGACUCCUGGUUCCCCAGUUUUGAUGUUCUGUUUCCAAUCCUUUCAUUUCAUAGAGUCAAGUUGUUGUUUUUUGUUUUUCUGCUAAAUACGAAGAUGCCAAUUUUCACACCUAGAGCCAGUACAAAAUCUCUCCCCCAACUGCUCUGCUUGUUGUAAUGCUCUUUCCUUUCUGCCUUUCUACCACUGAAGUCUUGGACUCUUUACCCAGAGGUCUAGAAAUGGUCAGCACAUGUUUCAAAGAGUAGGCAAUGAUCACCUUUCCAGUUUCCAGUAAGUACCUCGAAGGAGAUGGUUGGUCUUCCCGUGCUCUGCACGACCCUGGCCCGCGCCGACUGUUCUGUGAAUGUGAGCCAUCUCUGCUGCUCUCCUUCCUUCCCAAGAGUCGCAGCUAAAGCAGCAAACCCUGUGCACUUCGUGACAAAGCUGACACAGGGUCCGUGCUUGGGUUGCCUUACGAACCUCUUACUCCUGCCACCUGAGUCUGCCAAGUGAGUUCUGCCAAAUGAGUUCAUUGGAAUAGACAGUUGUCCCCACAUCUCUGAGAAAUGAUGCCUUAUGGCUCAGAUGGUUAAGCCUUCAGCUCAUGCCACGACCUCCAGGUCCUGGGAUCGAGCCCUGCAUCGGGCUUCUGGCUAAGCGGGGAGCCUGCUUCUCCCUCUGCCUGCCGCUCCCCCUGCUUGUGCUCCCUCUGCUUCUCUGUCUUCCUCCCUUUCUCUCCCUCUCAAAGUGAUUUUUUUUUUUAAAUCUAAAAAAAAAAAAAAAAAAAGAAGGAAAAAGAAAGAGAGGAAGGGCGGGGGGAAGGUGGGCAUCUUACUAGAUGGACCUGUUGUGUUAGGAAAAGCACUGGACUGGGAUGUAGGAAGGCACGUAUGGAAGCGUCUGGAAUGUACCUGGAUUUUAUGUCAGUGAAGCCAGGGCACCAUAUCAUAGGUCUGCACUAACUCUGAAUCACUGGCAGUAAGGACAUAAUUUCAGUCAGUAGGAGAAGGGCCUUCCUUUUUCAGCUUCUUUGGGAAAUGUCACCUAAACUGGGUCAGGGAACAAAGUUGUCUCCUUGUGGAAAUAUCAGUGCAGCUGGUUUAUGUAAUUUAGACAGUAUCUCCUUGCCUGGAAAACAACAAUUUCCUAUCAUUGUUUCAGAAAAGCAAAAUCAUGGAAAAUUUUUUUGCCCAAGCGGGCAAGUUUCAAUCUAGCUGCCAUACCAGUAUGGGUCACUAGGUGGCAGUAAAUGUCGCCUGAGUCCAUAAAGCAGCGACACACAAUCCCACUUAAUCUACUUUCCAGACUCGGUGGUUUUGAAAGUUUGGUUUUUGAAAAUUUUUUGUUUGUUUGUCAGAAAACAUAUUUAUACUUCAUAUUUUAAGUCACUAUAAUUCAACUGAAUAUUUUUGUGUCUCAUCUCAAGCAAGGUAACAUAAAUGGGUAAAAUAAAUAUAUAAAUAUAUAAAUGAAAUGAAAUUUUAAAAUUAAUUAACUAAUUUUAAAUUUCAUUUACUUUUAAAAAAUUAAUGAAUUUUAAAAUUAAUUAAUUAAUUUUAAAUUAAAUUAAAUUAAUUUUAAAGCCUUUUUAAAAACAGGAUAGGUCGUCAUGUAUUUUUCCAUUUUACUUUAUGUUAUGCUUUAAGAGAAAAAUGAACUAGAAAGCUUUUUUCCUGUCUGGGUUUUGACAGCUACUAAGCUAGAAUUACCUUAAUAUAAUCUGUAUAAAUAUAAAAGGUUUUUUGUUUGUUUUUUUUUUUCUUUAAUGUAACAUAAGCACACUUUGCUGAUACUCACAUUACUCAGCAAGAGCGAGUUCAGCAAAGAGAGACCACAGAUGUGGAAGCCCUGCAGACAUUGACUGGAAGACAGCGGGGCCUCAGUCGUCAUUAUUUGAAACAAAAUCUAGGUCAGAAGCCCACAUCCUCUGAGUUGGAAUGAAUUUCUCUCAAAUUCACUCAAAUUCAAAAUGCGGGGAAUUGUAUAACUCUUCUCCCAAAGGGAAGUCUAAAGCAUAGAAAAAUAAAACAAUGGCACCUGAGAAAUAUUUUAAAUAUUUUUCCAACCAGUUGGACACCAGUGCUCCACAGUCUCGUGCCCAGUCAGGAUUUGCAAUGUUUAAAAUACCUAAAAGUUUUCUUUUUCUUAGAGGGGAGAGAUAUGGACAUAUAGCAUUAGGGUAAAAUUCAGAUUUGGAUUACCUAACAUUUUGCUUUAUGUUUUCAGUUCUAAAUAGGAGUUUGCAGUUUUGUGAAACACUUUUUUUUUUUUUUUUUUUUGAAAAAGCAAGCAGAGGCCACUCACCGUGAUGGGCGCUCGGGGGUGGAUGGAAGUGUUGGGUCACUCUAUUGCACAGCAGGAACUAACACAACACUUUUGGUUACCUGGAAUUUAAAAAAAUCAUCAUAAUUAAUGAAAAAAGAAAGGGAAGUAUCAAAUGUAAUUUAUCUGAGGCAUCUCAACAUAAGUGUUGAGUGCAAAGGUUUUGUGGUGUUUUUAAGUAAGUUUACACGGUAAUAAUAAGAACAGAAUUCUGCCUUAAGAAACCCAUGAAAGUCAGACACGAGUAACACUGUAUUGGUUUAAAAAGCAUGAAGCAUCGCUGUCAUUUAGUGAUAAAGGACAUGAAAGUUGCCUAUUUUCUCUGAAGUUUGAAGAUGGCGAGGUCAUCCAGCUGAAUCAUCUGGAACUCGGGCUCCUGUUCUAUCUCCCCAUGUUUGGACUUGAGCCGUAGGAUUGGUAGAGAGAACCGUGAUGUUAAAACUAGCAGAAGUCUCGAUGAGGCUCCGUCAGGCAAUACUUCUCCUUCUUGGCUGCCCACUUGUUGAAAGACCGUUUAAUCAGCUGGGGUUAGGGGGAAACUUGCCAUGCUGUGAGAUUUUAAGUCUUUGUCUUGAGUGUAUACAGGUCCCAAUUUGGGGGAAAAAUGUAUUUUCUUCUUCCUAUGUAAUGUUCCUGAAUACCGGUCUGAUGUGUUGUAAGAUGCUAUAAUAUAUUAAAAUAUUUUUGUACAACA